Molecule: messenger RNA, 1386 nt
Organism: Dimorphilus gyrociliatus
Lineage: Eukaryota; Metazoa; Annelida; Polychaeta; Dinophilidae
Source: the annotation of a GenBank genome assembly
ACAGCUAGAAACUAAUUUCUCUAAAGCAUGGAUAACGAAGAGCUCAAUCGUCUAAAACGCAAUUUCUCGGAAAUAGGACUAAACGAUUGGCUAAUAAAGCAAUGUGACGCAGUUGGAAUGAAAAAUCCUACAUCAAUUCAGUUGAAUUGUGUACCAAAGAUACUUGAAGGACGAGAUUGUAUUGGGUGUGCCAAAACUGGAAGUGGAAAAACAGCAGCGUUUGCUCUACCAAUUUUACAAAAGCUGUCAGAAGAUCCUUAUGGAGUAUUUGCUUUAGUCUUAACUCCGACCAGAGAACUCGCUUUCCAAAUUUCAGAGCAGUUUUCUGUCUUGGGAAAACCUAUAGGCUUGAGAGUAUCUGUUGUUACUGGAGGAAGAGAUAUGGUGAUGCAGGGGUCUUCCCUUUCUGAAAAGCCACAUAUUCUGGUAAGCACACCGGGAAGAUUAGCUGAUCAUAUAGAAACUGGUACAGAAAUAUCUCUCUCAAAAAUUCGCUUUCUUGUGCUUGACGAAGCAGAUCGAUUGCUGGAAGAUAAUUUUGGUGAACAAUUGAAAACAAUUUUCAAAAUUCUUCCAAAAAAGAGACAAACUCUUCUAUUUAGUGCAACGAUGACUGAAAGUAUUCGUACACUACAAGAAACUUCUGAAGAAAAGCCUUUUUAUUUCAGCGCAAUUAAAGACAUUGCAACUGUGGAAACCUUGGAACAACAAUAUGUGCUUAUGCCAGCAGAUGUUAAAGAUGCUUACCUUUUGCAUAUGGUUAACAAAUUUCAAGAGGAAAACGAAAAAAGUUUAAUUAUAGUGUUUACCCAUACAUGCAAGUAUUGCCAAUUACUGGGAUUAGUCAUGAAAGAUUUAGGUUUGGAAUGCGUCACCUUGCAUUCAAUGAUACCCCAGAGAGACAGAUUAGCUGCACUUGCAAAGUUUAAGUCACAUCAAGUUCGAACAUUAAUAGCUACAGACGUUGCUAGCAGAGGUUUAGACAUUCCUGCCGUAGACUUUAUUAUCAAUUUUAAUGUACCAACGAGAGCAAAAGAUUAUGUUCAUAGAGUUGGAAGAACAGCUAGAGCUGGUAGAGGAGGUUUUGCUGUUACAUUGGUUACCCAAUUUGAUAUUAAGCUGUUUCAGGCUGUUGAAAGUCAUAUAAAAACAAAAUUAACGGAAAUGAAAGUAAAUGAAAGCGAAGUGGCUAAAAUUGCAACUGAGGUUGCUGUCAGCAAACGAAAAGCAGAAAUCAGAUUGGAUGAAGUUGAUUUUGGAGAAAGUAAGGAAAUACAUUUAAGAAAGAAAUUAAUCCUAGAAGGUAAAGAUCCUGAAAAAUAUUUGGAAAAGAAAAGAAAAAGAAAAAAUAAGAAGUUUAAAGGAAAUAAGAAAAAAAAAGUUUAA